AAAAAAAAAAAAAAAAAGUAAAAUUGUACUGAAAUUUUGAAAAAGCCUGGAGCCCUGGGUACCAACCACCAGGCCGGACGGACCCUAGAGAGAGAAACCCCAUUUUUUAGAGAGAGAAAAUGAAAGGACUGAAAAAGAGGAAUUUUACGGACCCCGUACAGUCCUCCGGACCUCCGCCUUCCGACGCCACCACUGCCGUGGUGUCUGUGAAUUACGGCGGCGUUGUGGCGGAGGAGGAACGGCGCCUAAUUCCCGAGGGGAGUGAGAAAUUCGAAGCCGCGGAGGAGGGUUUUGAGGAGGAAGACGGAGAAGAGGAUGAUUCCGAUGCUGAGAAGGACUACGAGCAGACGGACAACGCACCAGUGGAGGAGGCGGCGGAGGCUGAGGGAGAGAGGACGAAGCUUGCUGAUGGAUACUAUGAAAUUGAGGCCGUACGCAGAAAACGCGUUCGAAAGGGUAAAGUGCAGUAUCUCAUAAAAUGGCGAGGUUGGUCCGAGGCGGCUAAUACUUGGGAGCCUGUGGAGAAUCUGUUGCAGUGUUCGGAUAUUAUCGAUGCAUUCGAAGAAAGCCUUAAAUCCGGAAAAGGUAGGCCCACACGCAAAAGAAAACGCAAGGCUGGUGUAAUUCACGUUCAGACUAAGAAAAAACCGCACCUGCAGCCACACCCGCACCAGCGAUCUCCUGUGGUUGCAACUUAUAACGUGCCCUCGCACGUGAUCAGGACCACCAAGGAGCCUGUAUCCUUUCCGAGGACAAACGACUCCAGCUGUCCAAAUGUGAAUGGGGAUAUAAAUGUCAAUGGCGUGAACAACAUAGGAACCUCCGUUAAAGCAAAUGAUAAUGGUGCAAGAACAGUUUCUGUCAUAAGAGAGGAAGAAAAGGAGCAAAGCGACUCAGAUUUGAGGCUCUGUGAAUUAAGGGGUGCAAUGGUGAUUAGCAACAAAGAUGCUGACAGGCUGGUGAUUGCCUCCCAAGAAGGCAAAAUGACGGAAGGAGAUUCAAUUGCAAAUGGAGUAAAAAAUCCUGAGGGGGCGGCGGCCCCCGCCCAAUUAGGUCGUUGUAUCGGAGCUAAGAAGAGGAAAUCUGGUUGUGUUAAGCGAUUCAAGAAAGAUCCAGCAUCGUGCUCUGUGAAUGAUGCACUGAAUGGAGAUUUGGCAGGUGCUUCGGUUGUGCCUACUACAAGUGUUCGAUGUCCGGAUUUUCUUGGUAAUAAUACGAAUUGCAAGAAUAAGUUGGAGGAUCCGAAACCUGUGUGCACCAUCACCCAAAUCGUGAAGCCUAUAAGCUAUAGAGCUUCCUUAUCGAGCAAUGUCCAGGAGGUCUUGGUAGCCUUCGAGGCUGUGAGGUCUGAUGGAACCAAAGUUACAGUGGAUAACAAGUUUUUGAAAGCUAACAAUCCACUUUUGCUGAUAGACUUUUACGAGAAACACUUACGAUACAGCCCCACAUGAUGAAAAAAUUGAUUAACUCAGUCCAAACAAGCAGCAGCAGAAGAAAUAGCAUUUUCUAUUCCUUGAUGUAUAGCGUUGUUGUAAUUUACUGUAGCAAAAGUCUCCAUAGGAAGGGUGGUAUAUACUAUAUAGUGUUGCAAGCUGGAUUUAUUUUUAGUAGCAAAACUUGUAUUCUCUUGAUUUCGAUUUUUAACAAUUUACCUUCAUAGGAUUUGAGUUAUUAUCGAACGAUUAUGAUUUAAAAUGAUGAAUUUACAUUUUUUUACAUUUU
This is a messenger RNA of Erythranthe guttata (spotted monkey flower), 1722 nucleotides long. Lineage: Eukaryota; Viridiplantae; Streptophyta; Magnoliopsida; Lamiales; Phrymaceae. The record is from RefSeq and is a predicted model, not a curated record.